Molecule: messenger RNA, 1803 nt
Organism: Penicillium griseofulvum
Lineage: Eukaryota; Fungi; Ascomycota; Eurotiomycetes; Eurotiales; Aspergillaceae
Exons: 5
Coding region: 1-1803 (600 amino acids)
Cellular component (GO): cytosol; ribonucleoprotein complex; nucleus
Molecular function (GO): poly(U) RNA binding; poly(A) binding; mRNA 3'-UTR binding
Source: RefSeq, a predicted model, not a curated record
AUGCACGGAUCCCAGCACACAAGCUCCUCUGGCUCUGCUCAGACAUCGAGCUCCAUCCAGUCUGGACAGUACCAAAACGAGCCUCGUACACCCUAUGGCCCCAGGUACCAGCACUCCACCAAUCCGAGUUCUUGUGACAGCAGCGUUACAGGCCUGACCAAUAUUUUCAGAGGAUUGAAUCUGCAGAAUUCUCGACCCAAGUUCAACGGUCCAAAGGGUACCGCCCCCGUUCAAGUGAACACAAACAUGGACUGGUCGAAUACCAACCGUGCGUACAACAGCCCAUUCAUCCUGGUUCCUAAUUCCACCGUUUUUAAUGGGGUUCCGACCGUUUCUUCGUUUGUUCCCAACGGUGUCUCUGGUCAGUCAGAUCAGAUGGGCCAAUUCUCCUAUGUUCCAACCGGAGUUUAUCCAAACGUUAACCCUGUGGUGGCUGGUGGAUAUUCGUCGUGGCCUUAUAUGAUGAACUACGACAUGCAUGAUGGCACGGCCAACAAGCAACCUGCAUGGAAUCUGUCUGAAGCUCAGAAGGGAGCACAAGCGGAAAACGCUGGCCAAAUCCAUUACUACCCCUCCGCCCUCGUUUCGGGCCUGGACGGUGCUUCCAUGUCUGCCUACUCUUAUGGAGGCAUGAUUCCCUCUCAGCUUGGGUCGCUCUCGCUUCCUCUACAGAUGAUGAAGACUCCGAACGGAUACGUCAUUCAAGACCUGGAGGCCCUCACUCAGCAAGAGCCUGCCAUUCCACGCGCGGUGCCUGCCAUGUGGACCAACCCGUCUGAGCUGACCCUCGCUAAGUGUCUGGAGAACCGUGAGGGUAUAACCAAUGUCUACAUUCGAGGAUUCCUGCCCGAGACCACCGAUGAGAUGUUGCACGCCUAUGCAGCCCGCUUCGGAAAGAUUGAGCGUUGCAAGGCGAUCGUGGAUCUGGACACUAGCCUUUGCAAAGGAUUCGGAUUUGUUCAGUAUUACAGCUUUGAGUCCUGCGAGAACUGCAUUCGUGGUUUCUUUUACCUUGGCUACCAAGCUAGCUUCGCACAGAAAUCUCGCAACUCUCGCCUGAAGGAUCUGGAGGACAAAUCUUCCACCAAUAUAUACUGCACCAACAUUCCAAUCGAUUGGACCGAAGCUGACUUGCAUCGUCAUUUCGAGCCAUGGCGUGUUGUUUCAGAGAAGAUUAGUCGGGAUGAGAAGACAGGUGUAAGCAAGGAAGUGGGCUUUGCACGCUUCGAAAACCGUGAUGUUGCCGAAAAAGUCUUGAUGGAAUUCCAUAACGUCACCAAGGACGAUGGGGUCAAGCUGCUUCUGCGGUUUGCCGACACCAAAGCACAAAAGAUCUUGAAGCAACAGAGCAACGAACGUCGUGCUUACCGCGCUGGAGAGUACAACUACUCGGUUGAAGUGGUGCAGGGAUCCACCCCAUCCCCUGGCAUGAAACGUGGCUCGCAUCUUACUCCAAACUCUCAAGCCAGCUACACCUCUCCAGCUGGAGUGGGCUCUAACUGGACCCCAGCAACCUCGAUCUCUCCUUGCCACCCACACAUGAAGAAUCCAUCCAGCAGUGCACGGAGCAGUUCCUUGUCGUCUAGGAGCCUGAAUGCGCUUGAUCACACACCCGCAUAUCGCAGUCGCGCUUUCUCCUUGAGCCGUCGCUCUUACACUGAUCUCUCUGGUGGUUCUUCCAAGACUGUCAUGCCGGGCUCGCCGACUAUGGACCAUCGCAAGGAGAACAUCAGAGCGGGAUCUGUAUCCCCUGCUUCUUCGUCUCCCAUGAUCAUUCUCUCUCCGGCUCGCUCAUGCGCUUAA